Hyla sarda is the source of this 1817-nucleotide messenger RNA. It is a transcript of the gene CHTF8, whose product is annotated as chromosome transmission fidelity factor 8. The record is from RefSeq and is a predicted model, not a curated record. Gene Ontology annotation, cellular component: Ctf18 RFC-like complex. The transcript is spliced from 3 exons. Lineage: Eukaryota; Metazoa; Chordata; Amphibia; Anura; Hylidae. The coding region runs from base 102 to 470 and encodes 122 amino acids. Gene Ontology annotation, biological process: mitotic sister chromatid cohesion.
GGCACAGUGCACCGGAAGCGGAAACACGUCCCGCCGCCAACUCCGCCCCUCCCUGCUGUAGCGCCAAGUUCGGUUCCUGGUGUAGCGGCGCUCGGACGAGGAUGGUUCAGAUUGUGGUGUCCAGGGAGGCCCAGGGGCAGCCUGCCGAAUGGUUACUUAUGGAGCUGCAAGGAGAGAUAGAAGCCCGAAAACAGGAAGGACUGGCCAGGAAGGUGAUGGGCGAUCUACAUUACACCAAGGAGGGGGUCCCUCUUCUCAUCAUUGGACAUCACAUCUUAUACGGUAAAGUGGCACGUCUGGAGAAGCCAUUUGCUGUCCUUGUGAAGAGUAACAGUCUAUCCUCAGAAGGCACCAUGGACAGCGGAAAUGUGACAGAAACAAAGUACAAUGUAACAGCACUUAUUAAGAGGAAGAUCAUUUUUAAAACCCGACCGAAACCCAUCAUCACCAAUGUGCCCAAGAAGGUGUGAGGGGCAGGAGACAGUCCUUGUGUGGUAGUAUGUUGGACUUUCAUGGAGCAGCACUUGAUCUGGAACAACCUUUCCUUGGUUGGGACCAUAAAUUGCCAUAUGCUGUGAUACUAUGAAACCCUAAAGAAGGCAAGACCCUGUAUCUGGACUUCUCUACUAGCUCUGUCAGUAUAAUGUAGUAUACUUGUGCAGGUCCCAUAUUUAAUGUAAUGUCUUCAGCAGUAGGGCUUUAUCAGAAGGGUCUGAUUUCCCAACUUAAGUCAGAGUUUCAGGAGGAAGGGUUCUCAAGAAGUUAUCUAACUCCGCAGUCGCCUCUUGUAAGGCCAUGCAUGCAUUGGCACCAUGCAGUUUGUUAAUAGUACACCUGUUAGGACUCAUUCACACUACAGAAUCUUCACCUGGUGGAGAUUUAUCAAAACCUGUCCAGAGGAAAAGUUGCUGAGUUGCCCAUAGCAACCAAUCAGGUUGCUUCUUUCAUUUAUGAAAAGGUCUGUGGAAAAUGAAAGUAGUAAUCUGGUUGCUAUGGGCAACUGGACAAUUUUUCCUCUGCUCAGGUUUUGAUACAUUUCCUGAUGUGUAUACAGUUUUCAUAUAUAUAUAUUUGUUUAAAAAAAAAAUUCUCCUCACUUGCUUUAGAGACUGGUUUCCUGGUUCUAUGGGCCCACUGUAUGGGAGGUUAAAUGGUCACUAGUGUAUCAAACAACUUCCCUCCAUGUGAUAGCCUGCGUGAUCUAUAACACGUGUGAAUGUAAAUCUGAAUGUUUGUUUACCUAAAAAGACUUCUUAUCACAGAAAAAGCACACAGGUUUUGUCCACUAGGUGUCUUCCUUCUCUAAAAACCUUUGACUAAUGCCUGCUCGGGAAAUUCAGUCCCUAGAAGCAUGGAGACCAAGACAGAACACAGGAAGUGGGUCUGAGGCUUUUCUAGUGCUAUGCAGGGAAGAGAGAAAGACAGAGACUGUUUGCAUGUAAAUCUGAACCUGUCUGCCUCCUCCAGGGAGUCCAUGCUGUGCAUGAAAGGUAAAUCAAGGCUUCUCAUCAAGUUCUUCGCAGCUGUCUAUUGUUUGAAUAUGUGUGUUUUUUCCUUUGCACAGUGCUGGCUCCCAAAUGUAAUCCCCCUUUUAGUCGUAAUUUUUAUCAGCAGUUCACUGCUUAGACCAUGGCUACUUUUAUGUAACCCUUUCCCUGAUUGCUGCUCUUUUUCUGUUCUGCUCACCUAGCACCUUGCAAACCCAGUGUAUAAACCCAGUCAAUAACCCUCUUCCCACGUGCCAAGGCAGGCUCAAUCAAAUGCAGAUCCAGGGGGCAGCAAUGGAUGAAGUAGUAAGCCCUCCGGCUACCUUGCUC